Messenger RNA from Emys orbicularis (European pond turtle), 3044 nucleotides. RefSeq names its product glyoxylate reductase 1 homolog (gene GLYR1). Lineage: Eukaryota; Metazoa; Chordata; Testudines; Emydidae. Gene Ontology annotation, molecular function: NADP binding; oxidoreductase activity; NAD binding. The record is from RefSeq and is a predicted model, not a curated record. The transcript is spliced from 16 exons. Bases 13 to 1674 code for a protein of 553 amino acids.
UGAGUCGGUAAGAUGGCGGCUGUGAGUCUGCGGCUCGGAGACUUGGUGUGGGGGAAGCUGGGCCGGUAUCCUCCUUGGCCAGGAAAGAUCGUUAAUCCACCUAAAGACCUGAAGAAGCCUCGUGGAAAGAAGUGCUUCUUUGUGAAGUUUUUUGGGACAGAAGAUCAUGCUUGGAUCAAAGUGGAACAGCUGAAGCCUUAUCACGCCCACAAAGAGGAAAUGAUCAAGAUUAACAAGGGUAAGCGCUUCCAGCAGGCUGUGGAUGCUGUGGAGGAGUUCCUUAAGAAAGCCAAAGGCAAGGACCAGGCGUCUUCCCAUAACUCCAGUGAAGAGAAGAACCGGCGUAAUUCCAGUGAGGAGAGAGGCAAGCAGUCUGCUGGUGAAGAGAAACGCAAAGCUGGUUUGUCUGAAGGGAAGUUGAAGAAGAGCACAGGGGAAGGGAAGAAGCGAGCAUCUUCUGUCUCAUCAGAGCGAGGCUCAAAAUCGCCCCUGAAAAGAGCACUAGAUCAGAGCCCCCGGAAGCGGGGACGGCCCCCCAAAGAUGAGAAGGACCUCACGAUCCCUGAGUCCAGUACAGUGAAGAGAGUGAUGACUGGAACAGUGGCAGGAUUUAAGUGGCCUCCUGGUGUAAGUGAGCCUGUGAAGGAUGGUGACCCACAUUUCCAUCACUUCUUGCUCAGCCAGACAGAGAAGCCAGCUGUCUGCUAUCAGGCAAUCACUAAGAAGCUGAAGGUGUGUGAAGAGGAAACAGGAUCCACCUCCAUCCAGGCAGCAGACAGCACAGCAGUUAAUGGCAGCAUCACUCCUACUGAUAAAAAGAUAGGAUUUCUGGGUCUGGGCCUGAUGGGAAGUGGCAUUGUCUCCAACUUACUAAAAAUGGGGCACACGGUCACUGUAUGGAACCGGACUGCUGAGAAGUGUGAUUUGUUCAUCCAGGAGGGGGCACGGCUGGGAAGAACCCCCGCUGAGGUGGUCUCGACCUGUGACAUCACCUUCGCCUGCGUAUCCGAUCCAAAGGCAGCAAAGGAUCUGGUACUUGGUCCAAGUGGGGUAUUGCAGGGAAUACGCCCAGGGAAGUGCUAUGUGGAUAUGUCGACAGUGGACGCAGAUACUGUCACAGAAUUGGCCCAGGUGAUAGUAUCCAGGGGUGGUCGCUUCUUGGAAGCACCAGUCUCAGGAAAUCAACAGCUGUCUAAUGAUGGGAUGCUGGUGAUCUUAGCAGCUGGAGAUAGGGGUUUAUAUGAGGACUGCAGUAGCUGUUUCCAAGCAAUGGGGAAGACCUCUUUUUUUCUAGGUGAAGUAGGCAAUGCUGCCAAGAUGAUGCUGAUUGUGAACAUGGUCCAAGGUAGCUUCAUGGCUACGAUAGCAGAAGGACUGACCCUGGCUCAAGUGACUGGUCAGUCCCAGCAAACUCUUCUGGAUAUCCUCAAUCAGGGACAACUUGCCAGCAUCUUCCUGGAUCAGAAGUGCCAAAAUAUCCUACAAGGAAACUUUAAACCUGACUUCUACCUGAAAUACAUCCAGAAGGAUCUUAGAUUAGCCAUUGCACUAGGUGAUUCCGUCAACCACCCUACUCCCAUGGCAGCUGCAGCCAAUGAGGUAUACAAACGAGCAAAAGCAUUGGACCAAUCAGACAACGAUAUGUCUGCUGUGUACAGGGCCUACAUCCACUAGGCUGCACCAUUCUUACUGUUAAUACCAUGAUUAUUAAUUAAUAUUAUGAUGAUACUGGGUUUUAACUCUGGACCAGUCCAUCUCUGUCUCUCCAUUUCCUUUUAUACACAAACUUUGUUGAGAUCUGCCACAAGGGCAGCUGCUGCGGUGAGCCUUCCCCUGGUGGCACAAGGGGGAGGAGGGGGCUCGGAUUGUUGCAAUCUGAUUAGAACAUCCAUGCCAUGCACUGACAGUCACGGAACAGAAUGGUGGCGGCUGGUUCAGAAGCUCUGAGGCAAUUCAGCCAGAAAUCUGCUGCUUGGCUUUUUAUUUCUCCUUUGUACGCUUGUCCAAGAUGCUGUUUCUAACAAUUGCUUCUCUCCUUUUCCAUGGGUAACAUAUGCAUUGGCCUCUCUGCAUCGAGGGACAGUUGUAAUACAUCCCAUCUACCUGUGAAUAUCAGUAGAACCCUAAGUCCCAGUUCGGGGGUGAGAAUUGCUCCUGCUCCUCAUCACUGCUAUAGAACAAAGCACCUCCCAAGGGCAGUUCUGCAAGUUGAUGGGGCUGUAUGUAGGCUGCAUGCAACACUGUCUGAUCCCCCAGCACCUUGAUGGAGCAGCUCCUCAUACUGAUGGGAAGAGCAAGCUGUAUUCAUGUCUUCUCCUCUACAGAUAACUCUAGCUUAGGGACCACAGGUCAUGGUGGAUGAGAGACCCUGAUAUAAACACAGCCUCCUAAAAGGCUAAUCACAGCUGCACAUCCCUGUAAACAGUGUUAAGAGAUUUAUAGGGGGUUGCUUAAAAAAAUCAUAAGUAAAAAUUCAAAGAUUAAAAUUGAGUCAGAAUUUUUUUCUUGGUGAAGGAACAAACCUUGAGGUCCUUCCUGCCCUUAUUUUAUGUGGAUUUUUUAAAAUCAUCUGCAACCUCCACUUUUUCCUAACAGUUAUUUACAAACACUUCUUAGGUUCUGCCAAUAUCCCAAGUAGAGUCGUGAAUCUGACAGAAGGGGCUAGAGGAAUGAUCAUAGGGCCAAGAGACAGAAAGUCGCACAGUUCCAAUCCAUGCUCUUCAUCUGUGGCCUUCAGGUGGUCAUUUUAGCUCUUUGACUCAGUUUCCACAUCUGUAAAAAUGGGCUUGAUAUUAACCUACCUCACAGGGAUGUUGUGAGGAUUGAUUAGUGAACUUUGAAAAUGUAAAAUUUCAUGUACAAGUGCUGAGUGUUGCUAUUAUGGGCACCACACUAGCAUAGCAUAAUAUCUCUUUUGCUGCAGUUGUGACUGCUUGGCAGGAUCCCAAGUUUAAGGAAGGCCUAGUAAAUAAAAUGGGGGCCUAAAGUGCUGCUGAACUUGAGCCUAGAAGUGUUGGAGCUGAACUGCAGAAGUGAACUCACGA